Ricinus communis (castor bean) is the source of this 1428-nucleotide messenger RNA. Its product is annotated as heptahelical transmembrane protein 2. The transcript has 4 exons. The record is from RefSeq and is a predicted model, not a curated record. NCBI's taxonomy places the organism in Eukaryota, Viridiplantae, Streptophyta, Magnoliopsida, Malpighiales, Euphorbiaceae. Gene Ontology annotation, molecular function: signaling receptor activity. Gene Ontology annotation, cellular component: membrane. Gene Ontology annotation, biological process: response to hormone. Bases 169 to 1203 code for a protein of 344 amino acids.
ACCCACACUUAUAUAAACCCAAAAAGAAAACAGAAAGACAGAGAGAGAGAUUGAUAACAGAUCCGCCGGAGAGUGGCCGGAGACAGAAUUCCGACUAAUUUUCCGGUGAUAUUUGUAUUGUUUUCUUUUUCUUUCUUGCUUUCUUCAUUUAAAGAAAGAAAGAGAGAGAUGAGAAAUCCUGAUAAAGCGAAAAGAGACAAGAAAAGGGAAAGGAGAAGAUUGGUGAAGUACAAAGAGUUGCCAGAGUAUCUGCAAGAUAAUGAGUAUAUAUUGGAUUACUACAGAUGCGAGUGGCCGUUGAAAGAUGCUUUCUUCAGUAUCUUUACGUUGCAUAACGAAUCGCUCAAUAUCUGGACGCAUUUAGUGGGUUUCUUGAUAUUCUUGGGACUAAUGGUGAUGAGCUGUAUGGAUAAUACACAGCUUGGAGGCCUCAUUACCACUUUCUCUUUCAGAAGCCAACCGUUGAUGAUGAUGAACAAGGGUUUUGAAGAUUUUAACGUCUCUGAUAACAAUCACAUGUUUCCCGACUCACAUUUGAGACACAUUUCACAGCAGUCACUUUUCCAAAUGCAUAAUCAAGAUGGGUCUGAAGCUAUUCCUAGAUGGCCAUGGUUUGUUUUCCUGUCAGGAGCAAUGGGAUGCUUGAUUUGCAGCUCCAUUUCCCACCUCCUUGCUUGCCAUUCCAAGCGUUUCAACCUUUUCUUUUGGCGACUAGAUUAUGCCGGCAUUUCCCUUAUGAUUGUUUGCUCAUUCUUUGCUCCACUCUAUUAUGCCUUCUACUGCAACCCCUUCCCACGAAUCUUUUAUAUUACCUCCAUAACUGUUGCUGGUAUCCUUGCCAUCAUCACCCUCCUCGCACCUGCUCUUUCGACCCCACGAUACAGACCUUUCAGGGCCACUCUGUUCCUUUUCAUGGGGUUAUCAGGUCUGAUCCCAGCAGCACAUGCAGUUGUUCUCCACUGGGGCCAUCCACAUAUAUUUGUGUCCCUCAGUUACGAGCUUCUUAUGGGCGUUUUAUAUGCUGCAGGAGUUGGGUUCUAUGUUAGUAGAAUACCAGAACGUUGGAAGCCUGGGGCUUUUGACAUUACAGGACACAGCCAUCAGAUCUUUCACGUGUUUGUUGUUCUAGCUGCACUUUCUCACACCGCUGCUACACUGGUAAUUCUGGAUUUUCGCCGGAAAUCACCUGCCUGUACAUUGUAGGCAUACCAUAAUUAGCCUGACACUGACUGUGGUGUAGGAAUUAUUUUCGUCUCUAGUCUGCCUUUCUCCCUUGUAAAACUUUGUACUAGUGCAAAGAAAUUUUCUGCUAUUCUACCAAAAAUUAGGGCCCACGAUAUUCUGGUUUUCAUAAAAGUCAGAACUGUGUAUGAACUUGCACAUUAAACUAAUCGCAAGUACAACCUGCCUUUGGUCAGGCAUCUCUUA